CCUACCACCACACCUCCCACCCCUCCUUAAUUCCUUCUCCCAGCACAGGCCGAGUUCUUAAUAUUUUACUAGUACUAACUCAUCAGCUGUACUCGCCUCUCUUGGCCUCGUCUCUUGUUUGUUUCCCGUCUGGUUGUCGAUCCCUUCUUCUCCCCUCCGCCGCCCUGCGGCUAUAUAUACGGCCAAUCCAACAACCACCCACAUUCGCCUGAUCAAAUUAGCCAGGGGUUGGGGAACUAAAGGGAGGAAAUUUUAGUUAUUUCCUGGUUCUUCUUCUUGUUCCGUAGUGUUCUUGUUAGUGUUCUUCGCAAGAUCGGUCGCUCGUGUCGUGUCACCCAUGCUGGGCUUCUGCGCCCCCGCGGCCGGGUCGCCUCCGGACGAGGCCACACCGGAGCCGUUCCGGUCGCUGCAGAUCGCCACCACGGCCGCCGGCGCCGCCGCCACGACGAAGAAGAAGCGCCGGCCCGCAGGCACACCAGCAAGCAAGCAAGUAACGACGCGCGGCCAUGGUGCAGACCCUGACGCGGAGGUGGUGUCGCUGUCGCCGCGGACGCUGCUGGAGUCGGACCGGUACGUGUGCGAGAUCUGCGGGCAGGGGUUCCAGCGCGACCAGAACCUGCAGAUGCACCGGCGGCGGCACAAGGUGCCGUGGAAGCUGCUGAAGCGGGAGGCCGGGGAGGCGGCGCGGAAGCGUGUGUUCGUGUGCCCGGAGCCGAGCUGCCUGCACCACGACCCCUCCCACGCGCUCGGCGACCUCGUCGGCAUCAAGAAGCACUUCCGGCGCAAGCACAGCGGCCACCGCCAGUGGGCCUGCGCCCGCUGCUCCAAGGCCUACGCCGUCCACUCCGACUACAAGGCCCACCUCAAGACCUGCGGCACCCGCGGGCACUCCUGCGACUGCGGCCGCGUCUUCUCCCGGGUGGAGAGCUUCAUAGAGCACCAGGACACCUGCAACGCCGGGCGGGCGCGGGCGGACGCCUCGCCUGCGUGUGGCGGCGGCGUGGCUGCAGCCAGUGCCGGGUCGCAGCAGCAGCAGGCGCCGCCGCCGGCAAUGUCGCUGUCACGGACCGCGUCGAGCACCAGCCCGUCCAGCGACGUCGUCAUCAGUCCGUCGGCCUGGCCCGGUCCGCCGAUGCCGAGCCCUACAACCGCCGCCGCGUUCCACCGGUUCGAUCAGGUCCCGUCGCCGCGGACGCUGCCGUCCGAGCACCACCGCGGCGGCGGGCACAACCUCGAGCUGCAGCUAAUGCCGCCGUCAUCCAGCGGCGCGGGCGGUGGUGCGCUGGGCAUGGCGCCGUUCUACGGCGCUCCGCGCUCGCCUGCCGUUUCCUCGCGGGGCGGCGCCGGCGCCGCCACGCAGCUGCUGCUGUCCAUCGGCGUCGGGUCCGGGGACGCGGGCGAGCGCGGCGGCGAGGCGGCGCUGGCCGCGGCGAGGGCGAGGCAGGAGGAGGAGGAGGCGCGGGAGCAGCUGCGUCAGGCAGCGGCGGAGAAGGCGGCGGCGGACGAGGCCCGCGCGCAGGCGAGGCGGCACGCGGAGCUGGCCGAGCAGGAGCUGGCGAGCGCGAAGCGGAUGCGGCGGCAGGCGCAGGUGGAGCUGAGCCGCGCGCACGCGCUCCGCGAGCACGCCGUGCGCCAGGUCAACGCCACGCUGCUCCAGAUCACGUGCCUCGGCUGCCGCCACAAGUUCCGCGCGCGGCCGCCGACGCUGGCCGACGCGGGCCCCGAGGUCGCCUGCAGCUACGUCUCCUCCGUCGUGACCGAGGGCGGCGACCCCGAGGUCGACGAGCCGCCGCCCCUCGAAGCCGACGGCAUGCGGCGGCGGCGCCAGCACGCCAUGGCCAUGGACAUCGUCCUAUAGGCGGCUAGGCUCUAGCCAGCUAGCCUGCCUGUCUGAUCUACCUUUCAAUCACUUCUUGUUUUACCAACGAGACGCCCGGGUUGGUGCAUGCAUGGUGAGGUUGAUGUAAUCAGAUGCUGCUGGUGUGGAAGAUCUCGCUAGCUCGAUCGCUCCAGUGCGGCCUAGUGUUGGAGUCCUGUGAGCAGGAGAGAGAGGUAGUAGCCAAGCGGGGACGAAGACGAGGGCUAGUUGCUUGCUAGCUCACUGUGGCGUGCAUGGAAUCUUUCGGUGUUUGCUUCCCAUUGGAUCUUGUUGGAAAAACAUUGCCCAUGGAAAGCUAGUGAUGAUGCCCUUUGUAAAGGUCAGGCAUUCAUUCAGUAGCCACCGUACCAAGGAUAAGGAUCGAUCGCAUGCAUGCAUGAUCGACCUGUGUCACAACCACUACUAAAUUCUACAACUGCAAUAUAUUCCAUCAUCGAUCUGUUUCGUUC
Messenger RNA from Setaria italica (foxtail millet), 2328 nucleotides. Its product is annotated as protein indeterminate-domain 16. Gene Ontology annotation, cellular component: nucleus. Gene Ontology annotation, molecular function: DNA-binding transcription factor activity. The record is from RefSeq and is a predicted model, not a curated record. The coding region runs from base 338 to 1858 and encodes 506 amino acids. Lineage: Eukaryota; Viridiplantae; Streptophyta; Magnoliopsida; Poales; Poaceae. The transcript has 3 exons.